Molecule: messenger RNA, 2947 nt
Organism: Malurus melanocephalus (red-backed fairy wren)
Lineage: Eukaryota; Metazoa; Chordata; Aves; Passeriformes; Maluridae
Product: carbonic anhydrase 3-like
Exons: 7
Coding region: 24-812 (262 amino acids)
Cellular component (GO): cytoplasm
Molecular function (GO): zinc ion binding; carbonate dehydratase activity
Source: RefSeq, a predicted model, not a curated record
GACGGGGCGCGGGCAGCGGCACCAUGGCCCAGUCCGUGUGGGGCUACGACAGCGACAACGGACCCGAGCGCUGGCACGAAAAUUACCCCCUGGCCAAGGGCGACAAGCAGUCUCCCGUUGAGAUCAACAGCAAGGACGUGCAGCACGACUCCUCUCUCGCCGCCUGGCACGCCAGCUAUGACCCCGGGGCAGCCAAAACCAUCCUGAACAACGGGCGCACCUGCCGCGUCGUCUUCGACGACACUUUYGAUCGAUCAGUGCUCCGAGGGGGCCCGCUCUCMGGCGCGUACCGCCUGCGCCAGCUGCACCUGCACUGGGGCUCCCGCGACGAGCACGGCUCCGAGCAUGUCAUCGACGGCGUCAGAUACGCGGCGGAGUUGCAUAUGGUGCACUGGAAUCCAAAACACGGUAAUUUUGCYGGAGCUUUGAAACAACCUGAUGGUGUAGCUGUUGUGGGAAUUUUUCUGAAAGUUGGAAAAACUCCCAAACCAGAGAUGAAGAGAAUUCUUGAAGAAAUUGAAAACAUUAAGACCAAGGGCAAAGAGGCUCCUUUUCAGCACUUUGAUCCUUCAAUUCUUUUCCCCAAAUCUCGGGACUACUGGACUUACCACGGUUCGUUCACCACACCCCCCUGUGAGGAAUGCAUCACUUGGAUUCUCCUGAGGGAGCCGAUUGAAGUCAGCUCAGACCAGAUGGCAAAGCUCCGUAGCCUUUCCAAGAACAGUGAGAAUGAACCUGAGGCCCCUCUUGUUGACAACUGGCGCCCACCUCAGCCUCUGAAGGGCAGGAUAGUGAAAGCCUCAUUCAAGUGAAAUCUCAAAUCUCGAUGAAAUCUCAGUCUCUGCUGAGCCUGAGUGAGAAAACCCCUGCAUCCCAAAGUGUAGUUAGUUUUUGCUGUCUACUGCUUUUCCUCUGGAUCCAGGUCUCUGUUUCUCAGCUUGAAAUUCUGAGUGAUGAAAGUGAAUCUGUGUUUGAAGAGCAGGAAAAUACUGAAUGCAAAUAUUAAGCAUAAUAAGCCAAUGUGAGAUAUAAUGAUUACUGACCACAAACGCCUCAGUACUGAUGACUACCUGUCUGCCUUACCUGUCUGCCUUGUGGUCGUGUAAGAAAAAUAGGCUCAGUUUCAAUAUUUAAAUUUAAUUUCAAAGGAAAUAUAGUAAGGCAGAAAAAUGAACCAGUAGCUCAGGAAAGCAGAAGUAACAGUAGAUGAACAGGAGCAAAAUGCCUUUCUCUACACAGUGGUCUUGCUYAGACACCCCACCCUCAGAGGAAACAUGCAAAGAAUAAGUACCCUUUAACAAUACCAGAUUUUCCUUUCCCUCUCUUGUUCUUAGUUAUGCAAGAUUAGAUCAGUGUUCUGAGGGUAAAAUCAGGCAUACUCAGUUUCUGUGUGAAGAAGUAAAGAUGCUUUGCUGUCAUUUCAGCAUUUGCUGUCUUUGCCAUAUCCUGCUGCUGCCAUUGUUGACCUUUUUCUUCUUUCACUGCUGCUGUUACUUCACCCAUCCAGCACAGAGCCCUGCUGGUACCACAUUGCCUUGUAUUUAGAAUAGCAGCUUUAGUAUUGCUGAGGGAGAAGUGCCUUUCUUCUGUUGCUCUGACUAUGUUAUCUCCCAGAAUGAUGGAUUUUUGAUGCUCUGCCUGCYUUUUAUUUUUGACACCUUAAUGGUUUCACCUAUUAGGGAUUUUUUUUGCAUAUGGAAAAGGUCUUUGUGGAUGAUUCAUGUGUCAUUUGUCAUUCCCACUACUGAAAAUCCAGGCUAAGUCACCUAACUGUUUGUUUAUUUGACUCUGUAGCUGGAGAAUAUAAGGGAACUCUGUCUCUGUUCCUUUCUGGGGACACAUCAGCUCGCACAUAUGAUCCAAGCAAGGAAUCACUGUCAGACAGAAACUUCUACAUCAACUUCUUCUGUUCUUCAUCAUGUAAACUUUAUCAUUUCGGUACCAGCUAGGUUGAAUUCAAAUACAGAUCAUGUGAAUAAAGRUCUGAUACGUUAUAUGCACCACCCAGGUGAUUAUUCACUAUUGGACAUAGAGGAGAUUGGAUGGUCAAAGGAGGUGUGUAAAUCCUGCUGAACAGGAAGCCUCUGGGCUCUCUGUGUUCCUGCAACUCAUCAGUAGGUAGCAGUGGGUGUUCUUCUAGAGAUGUUGCCACAAAUAUGUUCACAGCAACAUUUAUAAGGGAUAUGUCAAAGUAUGAAAAAAGAAGGGUUGAAAAUGGCUGGRAUAGGCAUUUUCCAGUUCUCCUUAACUAUUUCACCUUCCACCUUUACUAGAAAAAUUGUGCUCCAACAGGAAAGUAAUGAACGGGAAACACCGGACAAAUUCUGCUGUUAUUACCAGCACAAUUCAGUGAGAAUUCAGAAAUGAAACUAAUGGCAGAUUUUGAUCCUUUUUAUUAAAUAAAAAAUACUCUAAGAACUGCUGAAUUCCCAUUGAAAGUUUAUAUUUCMAUUUAUUAGGAGUGUAUUUUGCUUAGUAUAAAGCAGUUUCUUUUUAGAAAAUUAGUUCAUGGGAGUAAAGCUAAAGUAUUGAUUGAAUCCUGUUUACAAAUGUUUCACUACUGGCUUAAUCUUGUCAGAAGAACAUUUUUUGAUAUUAUGAGUGCAGCACUUGCAAGGGUAUUGAUUUUAGGAGUCCCUUAGAUCUUCUUUAAACUCCUGAAUCUGUACAUCUUCUCAACACAUAAAAAUGUUACUACAGAAACCUCAUAAGCAACAAUUUUUUUCUACUUUACUGUGUCUUAUGUGUUAAAUUUCUUCUCAUUUCCACAUGCAGUUGAUCCUGGUGAUAAGAAAAUUCAAACACAAGUAACUGAGUCAAGAGUUUGAAUCUUUCUACCUAAAAGCCAUUGAGUGUGAUGUUUUAAUCUCUUGUUAUUGGGGCAAUAAAACAAGAUUAAUUGCCUGCACUUGAACUAACUGCUUUCAUGUCUUCAGAGAACGAAUAA